CAGCUGGCGGCCAUGGCCCGCAGCGACCCCGCCUCGCUGGCCGCCGUGUGCAACUUCUGUGUGGGGCGGCGCGGCGUGGGCGCGGUGCGCUGGCUGGAGCCCAGCGAUGUGCGGGGGCUGGACCUGGACGCCACUGUGCAGCUCAGCAAGGGCAGCAUCGAGGUCUAUCUGGACGAGGCCUCCAAGCCCGAGGUGGGUCGCGGCCUGAACAAGGCGGCCGAGGUGACGAUGCUGCGCAUACACCGCCUGGACAAGGACAGCGGCAAGCCCACCACCGACCCAGAGGCCAUAGACAGGUUUGCUCGCAAGCUGAAGAAGCUGACAGCGGAGCAGGGGGCUCGCUUUGUCAGCUACGACGCCGCCAGCGGCACCUGGAAGUUUGAGGUGGAGCACUUCAGCAAGUAUGGGCUGCUGGGCAGCGAUGGGGAGGACAGCGACGAGGAUCUGGGUGCC
Molecule: messenger RNA, 453 nt
Organism: Chlorella variabilis
Lineage: Eukaryota; Viridiplantae; Chlorophyta; Trebouxiophyceae; Chlorellales; Chlorellaceae
Exons: 3
Biological process (GO): post-transcriptional tethering of RNA polymerase II gene DNA at nuclear periphery; RNA export from nucleus; protein import into nucleus
Cellular component (GO): nuclear pore; nuclear pore cytoplasmic filaments
Molecular function (GO): structural constituent of nuclear pore
Source: RefSeq, a predicted model, not a curated record